This is a messenger RNA of Colletotrichum scovillei, 2102 nucleotides long. RefSeq lists its product as uncharacterized. The record is from RefSeq and is a predicted model, not a curated record. The transcript has a single exon. The coding region runs from base 48 to 1292 and encodes 414 amino acids. Lineage: Eukaryota; Fungi; Ascomycota; Sordariomycetes; Glomerellales; Glomerellaceae.
UUCGAGACCUCUAUGGGCGAGAAAGUAUAGCACUGCUAUGAGUAUCUAUGGAUUUAAAACCUGGCUCAUGUGUUUUCGGGCAAGCCAAGUUCUCGAGGGAAGGAGCAAGCAUAACAACCUUGAACAUGUACGGCAUUCAAUCAACAGUCCUCGGGAGGUCGCGAGAUUCUUCCCCAAUCAAGAUGUCACCACCGAGGAAAUCGGUUGGGCUCGAGAGGAGAAUGAGCUGCUUCUCCGCCAGCAAUAUCAGCAAAGCCGCCCCUUUUAUGAUGGCGUUGGAUAAGCAGCUAUACCAGCCCUACAGCCCACGAACGCCUCUGAUCAUGACGCCUAUACAGAAAGACGAGGUGACCAGCCCAGCUCGGCGACAGCAUCAGAGCGGCCCUUCCAACGAGUCUAGCGUCGACAAUUACUUCGAAAUUCCCUACGAUGCCGACGAAACCCGAGCCGCGCAAUCCCCAGAGACAGUGGAGGAAGAGCAUAUCGAACAGGAGAUGAAACAACACGAAAGGGGCGUCGCGGAGGCAUGCACCUUUCUGGAAGGCUUUAUCAUUGAGCGAUGGGAAACGCAAUUGCAGGCGGGAUACAUCAAAAUCGUCUGCAACUUGACCUUGGACGAGAUCAGAGAGCUUGGGAGACUACGCAUGGCAGAAGGCACAAGAGAAUGUCGAAAGCUCAUCACGGCUCCGGUACUUCACGAUGCCAUCGGCUAUGCUCUCUGGCUUGAGAUGGCAAAUGAGAUUGGCCGGCACGAGAUGACCACACAAUUCGCCAACACGAGCCUGGCUGCAGUGACCGAGAAGGAGGAGACUCCAGGACCUUCUGUCAUCAAGUGGUCCAUCGAAAAAGAGGUGGCCGAACGCAGAGCAAGAUCGAUGAGGAGGCGGGCUACAGAGGGCGACGUCUUCACUGAACCAACGCCCUCCUUGUACCGCUCAAUUCCGUCCACCGCAGAUCGUACGAGGCGAAAGAGCGAAAUGCCCACCCUUCGACCCGAUCAGAUCAUGUGCACAACAUGUGGAAGCCGUGCGAUGCCCGACUACAAAUCUGACGAAGAGCAAAGCCAAACUGAUGGGGACGAGAACUGUGAUGUGGACAUGAGCACCAUACGAGAGAAUGGCGACGUUGAGGUACUGGAGGCGAGAGACAGCAUGGAAAGGCAAGUGAAAAAGCGGAGCAGCAUUUCGAGGCGGCUGUCCCUCAAGGUGAACCAGACUCUAACAAAGUUCGGUGAGGGUCUCGCGCCUGGCUACAUGUACGGUGGUGGCGCGGGCGGCCGGGUACUGAGUUGAGUGACCAGCCGCGAGGGGAAGUUCUGCCAUUCUGAAAGUGUUUGGCCGGGCCCAUCUAUUUUCAAUAGGGACCUCUCGUUCCCGGACAAGGUGGCAGAAGUCAGUUGACAUGGAUCGAUGCCAUCAACAAGUACCGUUUGGACAGAUCAAGGAUCGCGAAGCAAUGUAGGUGGAGGAGGAUACCCAGAAUGAUACCAUCAUGGUGAGAAUGAGAGACUCCUCACUCCUGUAUGUAGGAACCUGGAUAGUCUGUGGAAGGUUGAUCCAUUUGUUUGCAGCUCUGCAUCACUGACUCCGUUGAUCCUCAAGUUCUAUUCUGAAUAUGGCGAUUAUUAGCGACAUUUUGGUUAUGUCACGGACGAACCGCGCCGAGCUCGGCCGGGCGAUGACCCGGUUGCCGUCGUUUAUUGACUUGCCUUAUGUAAGCUUAAAUUGUCCUACUCUUCCCCUGGUGCCUGUGGUCCAUCUUUGAUGAAUUCUCCUCUCAAUCAGCACCUCAUUAUGAACCCAGACACCCCCGACACACAGUUAAUCAAGGCUGCUGUGCUUCUUUUAACUUCACGCCAGCAAAUUAUGUUGGCCUGCCACGAUAUUCAAGACUAGCUUUGAACGGAAUGUCUCACCUGGGCACGCCAAUCGCGUCUACCGGUUUCUGUCGCCCCUGGUUUGUGGCGUCUGCCGGCUCCUGAGUCAUUUCUGCCGCCAGCGAGGGUCAGCGCAAAGAGUUUAUCAUCAUAUUACCAUCCCGACGCCAUCACGAUGGGUCUGGACAGUAGCGACAGAUCGAACAACCGGUGUUGUCUUCUUUAU